UUGCUUUCCCCCCAGAAGAGGAAAAUAGUUUCCUUUUGAGUGUUGCGCUGCAUACAGAGAGCUUGAAGAGAUGGCAUCGUACCGUGCUAUGUCAGAGGACCAGUUCCUCUGCUCCAUCUGUCUUGGUGUUUUCACUGACCCGGCCACAAUCCCGUGUGGACACACCUUUUGCAAGCCAUGUCUCGAGUGCUAUUGGACCAGCAGUGGAGACCCUGUAAUCUGUGCUCUGUGCAAGACUAGCUUCACACCUACCCCCACCAUCCUGGUCAACAUAGUCUUGAGAGACCUCGUGGAAAGCUUCAAGGGGGCAAGUGGAGAAGGGGACAAGGCCGUCGACCAGCCAACUAUGGCUCCGGGAGAGGUCUCCUGUGACGUAUGCAUAGGAGACAGGAUGCCCAAGGCCGUCAAGACCUGCCUGGUGUGUUUGUCGUCGUACUGCCUGGAGCAUGCAAGGGUCCACAAUGCCCGAUUUCCCAGGCACCAGCUGGUCAGACCCCUGGCUAACCUGGAGGAGAGGAUGUGUCCGAACCACGAGAGGCUCCUGGAGCGUUACUGCCGCACCGACAAGACCAUGCUGUGUGUGGAGUGUGACGCUCACCAGGCGCCGGCCCACCAAGUUGUGACUAUGCAGGUAGAGUUCUUGGCCCAAAAGGCUCAGCUGACUAAAGACCAGGCAGUGGUCAAGGAUAAGCUGAAGGCCACUCGGAAAGAGGCAGAGAAAUUAAACUCUUCAGUCCUACUCUGUAAGGAUGCAGCGGUGAGACAAAUCGAGUUUGUGAAUGCGUUCCGCCUAGCCCUGAUCAGCAAGGUGGGGCUGAGCUGUGACCGCUACAACACUGAGGCCCGGAGGAGGGUGGACGAGCUGGAGAGCACAGCUUCGGAUUGGAGCCGUGCGCUUGAAGAUGACAUCACAGCUCUGAUGAGCAGAGGCGCUGCGCUGGAGCGGGUGAUUGGCUCCUCAGACUCCUUUGAGCUUCUUAAUAUCCUUCCCUCUCUCCCUUCUACUCCUCCAGAUGGAAACAGAGGACCAUUCAGCGUCAACAUCCUCACGGAUCUACUCGGAAACCUUCUGAAGAAUUUAAAUAAACACAUCGCCGAACUAUCCAAGAUGGGCUACUUGUCUACAAAUGGCAAUGCUGGCUCAGAGAUUUCCUUGGUUAAAGAGUUCACAGUUGAGGUGACACCUGACCCCAGCACAGCCCACCCAUCGCUCCUGUUCAGAAGGGGGUCCCGUGGUUGUGAGAUUAGAGUGGACCGGAGCAAGAUCUAUAGGAAGUUCCCCCUGUCUGCCCAGCGCUUCACCCAGGUGCCUUGUGUCCUCGCCACCCAGGGGUUCAGCAGCCACCGAGCAUACUGGGAGGUUGAGGUGGAGGACUGGGUUGGAAAUGGAUCUGAUGUGUGGUUUAUUGGUGUGGCAACUGAGUCCUCCAUGACAUCUCGAGGGGUGAAUCUCACCCCUGAGAAGGGCUUCUGGGUCCUGGUACACCGUGAGGGGAAGCUUUGGCCCGCCACGACCCCCAACCCUGCCGCGACCCCCAACUCUGCCAUCACCCCUAUGGCUGUUGUAACACAAAUGAUAAGGGCACAUGUGGGUGUGUACUUCGACGGGCAGGAGCGACGCAUGUCAUUCUACGACGUUCAUCUUGGUCGUCACCUCUACACGUACGACCACAUCCCAACCAAUGAAAGACACUUCCCCGUCUUCAGCCCCGAUUUCUUCCGCCCUGCAUUCAAUCCUAUCAACCUCGCCAUGAUCGUUACAACCCACACUGCCGCAAACCACCUACGUGGACGAUGAUGCUCAGUGCCAGUCCAAGUCUUUUGGGGCAGAGUUCUGGUCAGGAUCACUUGACUUGUUUGUUUUGUCAAAUGUGUUAUUAUCCAGUUUUAAAAAGGAGUUCUUACUGUUUCUAUGAUUUAUUUUUGUGUGUAAAGUUUUACAAAAUAAAAGUUUUUCAAUUUA
Molecule: messenger RNA, 1963 nt
Organism: Coregonus clupeaformis (lake whitefish)
Lineage: Eukaryota; Metazoa; Chordata; Actinopteri; Salmoniformes; Salmonidae
Product: E3 ubiquitin-protein ligase TRIM17-like
Exons: 8
Coding region: 71-1798 (575 amino acids)
Molecular function (GO): protein binding; zinc ion binding
Source: RefSeq, a predicted model, not a curated record